Molecule: messenger RNA, 1430 nt
Organism: Monopterus albus (swamp eel)
Lineage: Eukaryota; Metazoa; Chordata; Actinopteri; Synbranchiformes; Synbranchidae
Gene: ndufaf1
Product: NADH:ubiquinone oxidoreductase complex assembly factor 1
Exons: 5
Coding region: 445-1356 (303 amino acids)
Biological process (GO): mitochondrial electron transport, NADH to ubiquinone; mitochondrial respiratory chain complex I assembly
Cellular component (GO): mitochondrion
Source: RefSeq, a predicted model, not a curated record
CUAAUGUUGUAAUAUUAUUUUAUUAAUAGUAUUUAAAUAAAGAUAACUGGAUCAGCAUGCUUGGACUUUGAAAAAUACAUAGCUGAAGUGGGAACUAUAUCUUUAUUGUUUGCGGCAGUCAGGACGGACAUUUUUGGUGCACUACAGCUACAUUCAAGACCCACAAACGUUGAUUAUACUUGUAAAGGAUAUUGUCCUGUGCUAAUUCGGUUCUCUGUACAUUUUACCUUAAUAUAUGCUGAACGUAAAGCAAGGGCCUCCCGCGUGAAUCUCGACAACCUUGUAUUUGUAUACGAGUCCAUAUGGCUAGUUUAUGAUUCAUGGUAGUGUUUAAAAGCCAUAAAGUUGUGGUCUGGCCGAAUUAAAACACGGUCCGAAAUCGGAGAACAUUUAUCCCCCGGUUUGGUACAAUCCCAGCAGGGAAUCAUCCAAGUCAGUACUGUAAUGUUCCUGCCAAAGAUCACACGCCUCCCCUCAGUGAGGCUGCUGAGCUGCGCCCAUCACCACCAGCUGCUGCUCCCCUCCAGCAUUCCUCUCACUGUGUCCAGAAGAGCUCUGAUCCAGGGUGAAUACAGACGACCUGGCCAGCCCAAAGAAGACAAGCCCCCAUGGAAGAUUAACUUUGACUUCUCUAAAGGUUUGGAGGGGAUAAAGAAGCAUUUCACACUGCUGAAACAGGAGUUUUCUGACCGCUGGGUUGGUCCAGAGGGAAAACCACUCCUUGAGCACAUGCUGGAGCAGAACAGAGUGAUUUGGGAGUUCAGAGGUCCAGAGAGCCUGGAACAGUGGACAUUGUCCUCAGAUCAAGAGAUUGGAGGCCAAAGUGAAGUUUACUUAAAGCUGAGCAAAAACAAUAACACCUGCUUUUUGUAUGGGACUCUGAACUCUACUCCUCCGAGGGAUGGAGAAACACGCUACAGUGGUUACUGCACCAUGCGCUCAAAACAACCACUGGCUUCAUUUGAUAGGAAAAAGCACCACGAUUGGUCCAGUUUCAACACCCUGCAUUUGCGUGUGCGUGGUGAUGGCCGUCCAUGGAUGAUCAACAUUGCAACAGAAACCUACUUCUCUCACCAAAAAGAUGACCUAUACAAUUACUUCCUGUACACCAGAGGAGGACCAUAUUGGCAAGAUGUCAAGAUCCCUUUCUCCAAGUUCUUCGUCUCUCACCGAGGAAGGAUACAAGAUAACCAGUACGUUCUGUGGCUGGACAAGAUCAACACCAUUGGCUUCACCUUGGGAGACAAAGUAGACGGUCCAUUCCAGCUGGAGAUUGAUUUUAUUGGUGUCUGCAAAGAUUAUGCACACACUGAGGAGUUUGCGUAUGAACUGUAUAAGAGGAAUCCAGAAGUCUGAGUGCUUUCGCAAUAGUUGUUUAACCUGAUUGGUAAAACUUGCUAACAAAAAUUUCCAAGUGAAACCUGUAAUUU